Molecule: messenger RNA, 1796 nt
Organism: Colius striatus (speckled mousebird)
Lineage: Eukaryota; Metazoa; Chordata; Aves; Coliiformes; Coliidae
Product: cytochrome b5
Exons: 5
Coding region: 408-824 (138 amino acids)
Cellular component (GO): mitochondrial outer membrane; intracellular membrane-bounded organelle
Molecular function (GO): heme binding
Source: RefSeq, a predicted model, not a curated record
GCGCUGAAGCCCCGCGCGGACAGCGCCUUCCCCGCGCCGCGGAGCGGAACGCUGCGGCUCCAGAGGCCGGCGUCCGCCGCCUGGCCGAUGGAGCGGGCCCGCGCCGCACGUGACCGGCGGCUGAUCACGUGGAGGACGCAGCACAGCUCCUGGCCGCGGCGUGGGGAGGGGGGAAGAGGGCGGGGUACGAGGCCACCCCACGGGUCCCGCCCCCGCGACCACGAGGGUCGCCGGCAGGGCGCCUUCUUGUGAAAGGCAUUUUCCUCCGCCAGUGAGGCGCCGAGAGAGAGGGGCGGGCGGCGGGGCGGAGCGGCAGCGGGCAGUGAUAGGCUUGCGGCUGGGUCACACUCGGCGUGCGCGCGUGGGGUGCGGAUCCGUAUCCUGCGGAGCGUCGUGUUGCAGGGAGCAUGGCGGGCGCUAGCGAGGCCGGAGGCGAGUCGUGGCGGGGCCGGUACUACCGGCUGGAGGACGUGCAGAAGCACAAUAACAGCCAGAGCACCUGGAUCAUUCUGCACAACCGUGUCUACGAUGUCACCAAGUUUCUGGACGAGCACCCAGGUGGUGAAGAGGUCCUCAGGGAGCAAGCUGGGGGAGAUGCAACUGAGAACUUUGAAGAUGUUGGCCAUUCCACAGAUGCAAGGGCACUGUCAGAAACCUUUAUUAUUGGGGAACUUCAUCCGGAUGAUAGAGCGAAGCUUCAGAAACCAACAGAAACUCUUAUUACCACUACUCAGUCUAAUUCCAGUUCAUGGUCCAACUGGGUGAUCCCGGCAGUAGUGGCAAUUAUUGUGGCCCUCAUGUAUCGUUCCUACAUGUCAGAGUAAGCGCCUUUACUGAGAACUAAUGCAAGAUGAGACUGAUCUGGGAGAGAAUGUAAGCAAUCCUAACCCAGUGUGUUUCCAGACAAAAGCCUGAUGUCUGAAGAAAAAAAAAAAUCAUCUUUCAGAAACCUGAACAAUUAUCUUCUGCUGUGCACUUUUCUUAAUGUUGCCUUCUUAUUUGCUCUUCUGUAGUGAUAAAAAGGCAGCAUUUCUCCUUUUUUAUAACAAUUUUGUUCUCUAAUGAAUUAUUUGAUAACUGUAUUGGUUUCUGUGUUAGAAUAUUGUUUGUUGUGUAAUACUGAUUCUGGUUAUUUCUCUUUUAAUCUGUAAUGGGGUCCAUAGGACUCUUUCAAUAUCAAUUUUGCAGCUUUAAAUGACUACCAAAACUAUGUACAUGUGUUGGUCCAUGUACACAACUUUGCUGAACUUAAAAAAUAAUGUUGUGGUUCUGUUGAAAAUGUCUUGUUGAAAUGCUAGUUAAAUGUAAUGGAGAAAGCAGAGCAGAGUGGUGAGUAGAGAUGCCUGUAAGCAGUCAGGCUAUAAUGAGCUAACUGUUUUCUUUCUUCUUGAUAUCUGCUCUUAUAGUAGAUACUCCUACUAUAGAAAAUUGUUCUAUUUAGCUCCCAUUGGAAAAUUCAGGUGAAAUAUGAAACCUAAUGUUUGGCCCAAUUGUCUGUCUCAGUUUUGUGAAAAUACUGUUCCUGCCAAGCACUCAGGUGACUAUAGAAUUUGUUCUGGGACUUUUAAACUUUUAUAAAAUCAACUUUGUCAUGUACAUUGUGAAGGCAAAAACUGAUACAUGGAACCUGUUUCUGACUGUUCUGUUGAUAUGCUCCUUGGUGCUUUAGUAUAAAGAGAUGACUAUUUUCACUGCUAAAUACAAGAUAACUGAGUCUGCAUUUUGUGGUGAACAUUUUUAGUCAUAUGUAAAUGAUCAUGAAUAAAAGUUUAAUUGCUUACUCUUGCUGGCUCAUA